This is a messenger RNA of Dunckerocampus dactyliophorus (ringed pipefish), 2615 nucleotides long. RefSeq names its product gasdermin-E-like. Gene Ontology annotation, biological process: programmed cell death. Gene Ontology annotation, cellular component: cytoplasm. The record is from RefSeq and is a predicted model, not a curated record. Lineage: Eukaryota; Metazoa; Chordata; Actinopteri; Syngnathiformes; Syngnathidae. The coding region runs from base 939 to 2336 and encodes 465 amino acids. The transcript has 10 exons.
ACGACACCAGAAAAAGUAGAUUUGUCGCUACUUGCUUUUGAGAAAAUGUCACCAAGAGGGUUUGGGAUGUUGCUAGAUUUAGCAAGGCAGUCAUGUUGGCAGCACUGAUAGUGGAGCUCUACGCAUCCAUGAAUCACGCAUGCGCAAGGCGCAAUGCCACCGGGGUGGACCUCGCUCUGUUUUUCAGAGCCGGAUCUAAAAUGUAAAUGUAUCUUAAUCUUCAUUAACUUACUACUCAUACUCAAGCCUCAUUAAACAAGUAGUCCUAACUACAAGAUAAGUGGUGGAGACGGGAGGCGAGUUUGGAUGUAAUUACUACACUGUCUAGACUUUGAGAGGCGCUGGCUGAGAUAAAAUAUGACAGUUAUUUUAUUUUUGUGAAGUGAUGGCCAAUUUUAAAUGAACAAACUAAGAAUCAAGUUGACUUGUAGUUCUAAACAUGAUUAAGGUGUUUUUUACUUUUUUGUCUCUCCUGAGGUUAUGCUUUUUUCCUACAGCCUAAAAAAUUGCAUAUUGUUUGUAUGCAAAUGAUCAUGAUGCUCUCUCUUUAAAACAAUGGCUAUCACAACUACCUCACUUCUGCCAAGUGUGACGGUUGUGAUAUCUAUGUUUUGAAGACAGGAAAUCAUGAAAAUCUGCAUGCAAACAAUGUGCAGGUUAGCCAACGACUUCUAGUGAUUUCUAGGACAGCCAAUAGCGACUUGUCUUACUGAGGAGCCAGCAAUAGUGGGGAGGAGGCAGAGAGUUGGGUCUCCCUGGCUGGAAAAGAGCGAAGUGUUUCAGUUGCUUGUUGCCUGUGUCACCAUCACGCUGCCAACACCAUUUUCCUACAAACUCUGUGAGCAAAGAUCCUCUGAAAACCCCAUAGGACAACUUCUUGCUUACUUUGGUGACGUUGAAGAGAGCUUCAACAGGACGCAACAACCUUCUUUCCAGUCAUGUUUUCCAAGGCCACUGCCAAAUUUGUCCGCCAGGUUGACCCAGAGGGAAGACUCAUCCACGUGUCUUGCAUCAAUGACUCCAAAAAGCUGGUUCCGAUGGCUCUGGUGGUCAAACGCAAGCGCAUCUGGAUCUGGCAGAGGACCAAAUAUCAACCAACCGAUUUCAACCUAAGUGAUCUGUUGCUGGGAGACGAGGUGCUUGCGCCCGAUGUGUCCCAGGCCGAAUUCCUGACCUACAACAGCAUUUAUGGAGACAAACUCAUGGCCACGCUAGAAGCUGAGGCAGGCUCUGUCGGCCUCACGCUCGAGGGUCGGGGCACGUCCAAUCUCUUGUCAUGCUUUGGCAAGCUGAGGAAAAAGGAAAUGGAUGUGAAGAAGUUGUUACAUGACUCCAGAAACAGGCUGGUGGACAUGCAGCAUGUGUUGGUGCAGCAGCUGGAGAAGCGAGCCGAGGUUUUGACCGUGGUCAAAGAGACAAUCUUCACUACCUCCGCUUGCUCCGUCACGCAAACCAAAAAGGAAAAGUGCACCUUUCAUGGAAUGGUGGGGCUGAUGGAUGCAUUAGGGGGGUCUGUUAAGGUUUGUGUCAAGGACAGCAAUGACAUCGAGGUGGACAGUAAUGUCAUUUUGGAGAUCCCCACUGAUACGGUCAUUGCAUACAGCAUUAUGGAACUGGAAAUUCAAAAAGAUGGACACUAUGAGAUAUGCCUCCAGCCCGGAAAGAUAGGGGGCUUUCAGGCCGACAUGGUCAGGUCGUGGUCCUCCCAUGACUCCCUGGACGUGGUGGACGGCAGGUGCCUUGGAUCUGAGAUGGAAGAUCUGUCUCCGCUGGCUGAGCUUCCCCAAGCAACUGGACUUGCCUUGUUUCGUAAACUUAAAGACAUUCUGACAGACAGAGUGACUCUGUCACAACUGCAGUGUGAGCUGGAGAAGUUAUGCUUUGGUGAACAAGCUGACGCAAUGCAGCUGGAGGAGCUCUCACACAGUCAAAAUGAAUUACUGUCAGCCGUUCUGGAUCUUCUGGGCAGCACUGCUGCUCCCCUGAACGCAGCUCAUCUGUUGGUCAGUGCCCUAGAAGAGUUGCCUGAUGAAAGUCUGAGCCUUAUGGGGGACAGUCAGCCUGAAUUCUUUGAGGCCUUCAGUAGCAUGAUGAUGUUGACAGAGAAAAGCCUGCGUUUCCCCAUCCAGGAUCUUCCCACUCCUCUGCAGAAAGAAGAAGCGUUACAUCGUGCAGAGAGGCUGCUCAGCUCCAUCGGUGUGACGCUGAGGAAGGACCGUGAUGUCCUGUGUUUGGAGACAGGAGAAACAACUGCAGUGGACCUUUUGGUCCUCAGCCUUGGCACACAUGGGCUGGCUUUGAUUUGUAGCGGGCAAAAAGCGGCCAGUUUGUAUUAGGGCAGUGAUGUUCAAAGUGUGGCCCGGGGGCCAUUUGUGGCCUGCGGCUGUUUUUGUAAAAAUAUAAUUUAACAAGAAAACUAGAAAAAAAAAAAGCCAAAAACUACAAAUUCAGCUGUAGUUUUACAAGAAUAAGCUCAAAAUAUUAAGAGAAAAAACUUGUAAUCUAGCAAGACAAGGUCGUCAUUUUAUGAGAAUAACGUAAUAUUGUGAGGAAAAAUAACGUAAUUUUACCAUCAGAAAGUUGAAGUAUGCCAAACAAACAAAACAACGAGAAAA